AUGCUGCUGUAUGCAUUUCAGAAAUCUAAAGCUGCUCUAACAGCAGACGACAAUGUGUACGUGAUACUCGCCUUGAUAGUGUCUUUGGUUGCCAUUAGCGUUGGCUUGUUAUGGACUGCGCCGGGCUUUACGACGCGGCGCCAACUGCGACAUCUGCAUCGCGUCAAGUCCUCGAAAAGGAACAUGGAUGAUCAACAUGACGCAAAAUACGCUGCACCAGAAGAAAGUCCUGCACACGGCCCAGUGCGCGUCAAGGCCAUCUUUAUCCAUCCCGUGAAAUCGUGCGGUCCUGUCGAACUAGACAGGGCCGUCGUCACAAAAGCCGGGCUUUUGCAUGACAGAUGCUUUUCCUUUGCCGUGGACUCGGAUGAGAAGAAAUCAGACGAUGCGCCUACGCUGCAGUUCAUCAGUCAGCGCACAAAGCCUAAAAUGUCACUCAUCCAAACUGAGCUGUGGCUUCCACACGAAACGAGCAGCAGCCUGGACCCGUUGGUUCAUGCCGGCGGCGCCGUGCGCCUAACAUUUCCGGAUCCCGAUAUCCCCAGCUUUAGACAACGUCUUCAGGCCUGCCUUGAACAGAUGCGAUGGAAUGCGACGCCUCAGUAUUCUUUCAUUGUCCCCUUGACACCGACCAUCAGGUACUUGCGCGAGUCGGACCUAAAGCCCAGGCCGUUUACGAUACACUCCCGCGAGGCCCAGGGGAUAGACAUGGGCCGUAUUACCGCAGUGGCCGCUGCUAUCCCCAAGUUGAAGAAACUACUUGGCUAUCCUGACCGCCGCACACUGACCCUGUUCAAGUGCACGCCGGAUACACUGUCACGCACCGACAAGAAUCUCGCGCCGCUUGCCAACAUUGGCUCCCGCGCUGUCCACGGCUACACCGACCAGCAACCCAUCAACAUCAACAGCGUGCCGUCUGUGCAGGCCGUGUCCCAGAUGCUGCCCCCAGAAAACCAGCCGCUCAACGGCUUGCGAUUCCGCGCCAAUCUAUGGAUUACCGGCGCGGCCGCCUACGACGAGGAAUCCUGGAAACGGUGCCGCAUCGUGCCAAAGGCGCCGCGCGUGCACAGGCAGGACAGCAAGUUGGCGACGACGCUGUCGGUUGUCUGUCGCACCUCGCGAUGCACCAUGCCAAACGUCGAUCCAGCCAAGGGCACAUUCUCAGCGCAGCGACCGGCCGAGGGCAAAAAAAAGGGGCUCCCGCAGCCGACGACGACGCUGGUGGAAUACCGCACGCCGGAGAAUGGAAACAAGGCGGCGCUUGGAUAUCUGGGCAUGCAUGCUGUUCCUGAAGACAGGGACCUGGAUGCUGCGCGCGAGCAGCGAGCGAAUCUCGUGGUUUGUGUCGGAGACGAGAUUGAAGUGCUGGAGCGCGGGAACCAUCUAUAUGGCUCUACUGCAGAUUUGUACUAA
Messenger RNA from Beauveria bassiana ARSEF 2860, 1413 nucleotides. RefSeq names its product molybdopterin cofactor sulfurase. NCBI's taxonomy places the organism in Eukaryota, Fungi, Ascomycota, Sordariomycetes, Hypocreales, Cordycipitaceae. The transcript has a single exon. The record is from RefSeq and is a predicted model, not a curated record. Bases 1 to 1413 code for a protein of 470 amino acids. Gene Ontology annotation, molecular function: pyridoxal phosphate binding; molybdenum ion binding; catalytic activity.